GAGGAGGAAAAGAGACAUUACAGUGAUGAGAUUCAAAACGUAUCCAAGUACCUUUAAGGACAAUGCAAUUUAUAAUAAACAGGUUGGUCAAGUCUGGAGCUGCCUCAUUGACCCCAACAUGUAACCUAAACUAUUAAAAUGUUAUAAUUUUUACAAGCAAGAUCUAAUGACAUGGGGCAGUAACAUGAGAAAGAGAAAUUACACAAUGGUUUUUCUAUCUAUCAUCCAUCCAUGAAGAAAGCUAGAUUGUUUUUAUUUGUAUUUUUAAUAACAGAUCUCUUGGAUCAAAUUAAUCAGAGUUGUGUUGGGUUUGAACAAAAGGGCUAAUGUUGGCAACAACAAUUGCAACAGCUUGAGUGGUUACCUUUGAGGGCUAAAGCCAUACAAGUACAACUCAGUGGGGUACAUGAUAUUUUAAGUUUCAUUGGGUUGGGGGAACUAAUGUCCACCAUAAUAGAGCUAGUGUUGCUCACCUAGGUUUAAUAGCAACAUCACAUUUAAUACCGACAUGGUAUUCAACCUUGGAGAGCACCGUAAAACAAUUAAGUAACCACUACUAUGUUAGAAACAAGGUCAAAUUGUGUUAUGGGAAAUUUGGAAGUGUAAGCUUAUCAUACUAGCAAUAUUGUGUAAUUUUUAUAACUUAUUUUUUUCUGUUGGACUUGGAGUGAUUUUAUUGAUCAUAAUUUAGGUAUUUAUCAUGUUGGUUUACUAGUAAAAGCUAUCUGAUCACCUGACCUGGAUUUAAUGUCUUCCUUCUUAUUAUGUCAAUAAACUAUAAAUAUGAUGUUUGACAAACCAAUCCCAACUCAAGGUCCACUUAUUAGCUUUUUCUGGAGCUUUCAAUUGCAUCAUGGGAUUUUUUUGACAGACAUUUCCAAGCUCAAAAAUUCUUCAUGCUUAACUCUUAAGCCGACAUGGGCGAGAAGUCCUAAAAGUGCUUUGGAUUAAAUCACAGCUACUAACUCUGCUUGCAUGUCAACAGAUACAUCUCCAUGACGGUCGAAAGCUCAGGAAAAAGCAAUGCCGGCUCUGGCCCAGGCUGCAGCUAUGCCUCUGCUGGAAGAGACCACUCGGCCAAAAGAGCACCCACCCACUGUGCCCGUGGUCAUCAUAGGCAAUGGGCCAUCAGGUAUUUGUCUGUCCUACCUGCUGAGUGGAUACAAGCCCUACCUAGAUACUUCAACUGUCCACCCAAACCCGAUACUCUACAGGAAACUGCAGGAGACCAAGCAACUGCCCAUCACUGAACAAGAUCUGGAAUAUUUGAGUGAAGGUCUCGAAGGGAGGUCAAGGAACCCUGUGGCUGUGCUUUUUGACACACUACUGCACCCCAAUGCUGACUUUGGCUAUGAGUUCCCCCCUGUCCUUCAGUGGAGGAGGGACAAGCAGCAACACAUCCCACAUCUGGUGCUGGGGAGGGCAACACCUGGAGGUGCCUGGCAUGCAAUGGAAGGCUCCAUGCUGACUAUUAGUCUUGGCAUCUGGAUGGAGCUUCCCGGGGUUAACUACAGAGACUUGACCAAUGGGAAACGCAGGGAUGUAACCAGUGACAGAGCCACCCCAGAGGAGAUCUCAUCCUAUUACCGUAACUAUGUGAAACUAAAGGGCCUCCAAAAGAAUUUUGUUGAUAACACCUACGUGACCUCUGUCCAGAAACUCUGCCGGGGGCACGAGGGGGAAGGUCUGGAAAAUAGGCACACUGAUCAAAGAGAUGGAGGGAUGGGAGAUGGUGGGAAUGAAGGCUUUGAGGGAAAUGGAGUUGAGUGUCUAAACAAUGGAGGAGGGGGAGCUCUCUGGGAAGUAAGGGGAUACCAGCAGGUGCAGAACGACACUCAUGUCCCCUUCUCUUUGUUUGCUGAGAAUGUAGUUCUGGCCACCGGUGCGUCCGAUUCGCCAGUUCGAUUAGGUGUAGAGGGUGAGGACCUACCAUUUGUAUUCCACAGCAUCUCAGACCUGGGUUUGGCCGUAAGCCGGAGAAAACUGGAUAUGAACUCUGAUCCGGUUUUAAUUGUAGGUGCCGGUUUAAGCGCUGCAGAUGCAGUUUUGUGCGCUUGUAACAGCAACAUUAGAGUGCUGCAUGUCUUUCGUAAGAACAUAGAUGACCCAGACAUCAUCUUCAAACAGCUGCCUAAGACCCUGUACCCAGAGUACCACAAAGUCUACAACAUGAUGUGCUCUCAGACGUACACGGAUGUGGCUCCCUCCUCUGCUUCAAACAGACCCCAGGCAGUUAGUAUUGCCUUUUCAGUAUGUGCCAAGAUGUGCCCCAAGCCCCAACUUGCCGCAAGUAACAUGGCUGGUAAUGCCAGUGUGAGCCUGUUUCCUGACUACACCAGUUUCCCCGAACACUGUGUGGUGUCCCUCCAGUCUGACAUGAAGUGUUUGCUGCAGGGGAACAACUCCCUCAAGGCAUUCAAAAUCUCCAUGGCCCUAGUGCUGAUUGGGACCAACCCAAACUUGUUUUUCUUGAAGGGGCAGGGCCAGUACCUGGGUCAGGAUCCAAUGAAACCCAUCUCCUGCAAACAGAACCCCAUUGACAUCCACCCCUACACUUUUGAGUGUACCAAGGAGCCAGGUCUGUUUGCCAUGGGCCCGCUGGUGGGAGACAACUUUGUUCGCUUUUUGAAGGGUGGCGCUUUAGGCAUCGCCUCCUGUCUGCUGAAGAGACUCAAGAAGAAAGGGAAGUUCAUCAGCAAUGGAGGGAAUAACUUCAUUUGAAAACGUGAUGGAAAGAAGAGCAGUACACAUUGGUCGUUUAGCACAGAUUUCAAGCACUCUUACCAACUGAUAUAGAAGAGUUUUAAUCAUUAAUUCAGUGUUUUCUCAUCAAAGCUUAGGCAUUUUACAACUUUCUGAGACCAAAAAGACAAUGGAUGUACACUAAUUAGUUUCUAAAGAAACAAAUGACAGCUUUUAAGAGUCUUGUCUGACUUCAUAAGAAGUCCCCAUAAGUCCAAGCUACUGUGUGCCAAUGUUUUCUAGUCAAUCUAGACUGAAUGGGACCUUAUUUUCAUCAGGGUUAUUUAUUCGUUCACCAUGUGUCUUUCAAUCCAUUUACUAACAAUACUUACAACUUGUAUCACACUUUUAAGUCUUAUUUUAGCCUUUCAGAGAGGGAAUGCUCAAAAGUAGAGGCCACUACGCUCAUUCUCCAUGCAACAUACGACAGCUAUGUGUAAGUGAUUAACACUUGCAGAGCAAUCUGUGGUCCCACUUACAAAGUUACGAUCAUCUGAAGUAAUACAAUCAUGACUGGUGAGUGUUUGCAACAGUAGAUGCACACAAGUUCAUGGAUAAGCAAUCUUAAUGUUCCUGAUUCUUCUGAGCUUACCAUUUUUUGCUUUUGUUUUUUACUUCGGAGGAUUCUUUGUUUAGCUGCUAUUGUAGGUCUACCUAAAAAAGUUAGAAAAGAAUAAUAAAUCUGACCUGUUUCUUUGAUUAUAGUGCUACUGAAAGGCUUUCUAUGCAAAUAAUUUUACUUGCAGAUCUGAAUGUAUUCUUUGGCAGCCAUUUCUGAUUUUACUGUUUGGAUUCAAGUAUCCUGGCAAAAGAUCUGGUCUAUAAAGGAUCAUUCUGGUGUUUGAAAUUUUCCUACCUUUUUAUUUAUUUCCAUACAGUAUAAACAUUUUAAGGAAGAAAAUCUUUGCAGUUUUUAUUUUUGUUUAGAUUUACAUUCAGAACAGCAAAUUUCAUAGCACAAGAGACUACAGUAAGAUUGAUAAUGUUUGCUUAUUGUUUUGUUUUUUUCUGGGUUUGAUUUUCUAGAAAUAUUGUGAAUGCUUCUGCCAUUUGACAGCUAACUUUCAAACUAAUUAACCCAUGCUUUAAACUGUUACUCCAAAAUGAUAUAUUUAGACAAAAUACGAUGGGCAUGGUGUUCAUUGAGAAGGUCCUUUAGCAGUAAAAUGUAAUUAAAAUAAAACAAGAAACACCAGUAUGGUCCUUUAAUUUAAUAACUGCCAAUUACAUCAUAACUAGAAUAUAGUGAAAAAGUAAUACAAUUCUUGCCUUAAUAAUCCAUUUAUCUAGACGCCACAAUUACAACAAUUAGGGCAAAUGUUCCUGUCAUUUUGGCCAGAGUCACUGCCAGCUCAUCUGAAUCUAAACUCAUAGAUACACAUGGAGAGAAAGGGCUUUGAAAAAGACAAAACAAAAAAAGCACACUUGCAGAAUACCAAUUUUUACAAUCAUACCAUCCAAAUCAUUUAUUUUUUAGAUUUUUAGCAAAAUAAAUCUUAGCAUCCUCUUUUAGUUUUAUAAUUACAUUAUGCCAUUUUUUUAACAUGUUGUGGCUAUCCUUAUGAAGGCUAACAUCUAAGCUCCAUCUUGGAACUAUUCAAUCAACUUGUGUCCAUGACUGGGCAAUAUGUCAAUGACUUAUUGUCUAUCCCUGUAGUCAACAUGGUACACAACUUUGUUUACUUAACACUACACAGCUAUUACCAAGUCAGACUACACCAACUAGGCACAUUUAAUGUGUUUUCCCCCCCAUACUGCCCAAAUUUUUCUUCCAUUUUUUAAUACGGCUUCACAGUAAACAGCCAAUAUUGUUUUGUUAAAUGCCAGUUUAGACAGAUUGUGAGCAGUGAAAGUAGCAAUCUAUUCUUCAUUUCCACUAUAUUUUCCUUCCUUUCAGUCAUUUAAACACUGUCUGCAAGAGUGUGAUGCCAUAUGCAUAUUUUGUCUGUAUGCCGCUCACGCACAGCUCAUGGUUUGUUUAUUGUGAUGUGACACUUUGAUCUUUGUGUAGGGAAAUUUUUCUUUUGCCCCCUUCAAUACAAUAUGGUAGUCAGUCAGUGUUGGGGGUAAUGCAUUACAAAGUAACAUGUUACUGUAGUCACAUUACUUUUUCCACUAACAAAGUAGUUUAAAACAUUGCUGUAUAAGUUUUGGUAAUCAUAUAACAGUUAACUAGUGAAAAUGUUACUUGUGUUAAAUAUUGAAUUUCAGCUGAAUUAUUCCUUGAUGCUUUUUUCACAGACUUCUGAGUAUUGUUUUGAUAUAAAUAUUAAAUAUAUGCAUGCAGGCAUGAAGCAUUGCCUAGCAGCAGCUGCUGUGAGCAGAAGAUAGAAAAGUGCUAUAUGAGAACAGACGUGGGAAGAGUUUUAAUCCAGUACAUUGAAGGACUGCAGAGGAGACUGGGUGACUCAAGAGUGGAGAUAACUCUUAUUAUUGUUUUGAAUUUACUUAAAGAUAAGAAUAUGAUCUUGUUACAUCCAGGUUGGACACAACUGUCCACUGCUGUCAACUCCAAGCGCAAUCUGCUUGCUUAAUAAAGCAAUGACAGGUUUAUUUUGUGUCCAUCCACAUAGUUUACAUAUUAGUACAGAUUUGUAUGGAUUUUAGAAAGAAACUUGCUAGUAGUAGUAAUAGUAGAAAAUUUGCUUUUAUCACAAAGUAAUAAGAAAAAUAAUCCCAUUGCAAUAGAGAAAAGAACUGUGUUUAAAGCUCAGUCUCCUUCCUUUUGGCACUCUGCUGCCCAUGAAAAAAACUUUUAUUACUGCAUAAUUCAUGCUGAAUGCACAGAAAGGCCCACUGAAGUUUUGGCAUGACGACUACUUAUCUGAACAGUUUCAGAUCUGUAAAAGUGCCUGUAGGGUUGGCUCAUCUGAGAUCGUUUAAGGAACGGCAACUUGAAUCCCUCUUAAGUUUGUACGUCAGCAAAAACCAGGGAACACAUUUGGUCUUAACUUCAAAGCGAAGGAAUUGCUGCUUUCAGCAUGUAGAGUUUUAAUGCUCUCUUGUACAAUUGAAGACUUUUUAAUGUUUUGUAUGCCGCAUUUUUUUUUAUUAUUGACAAAUAAAAACUGCGAAAAUCUCUGAA
Molecule: messenger RNA, 5827 nt
Organism: Siniperca chuatsi (mandarin fish)
Lineage: Eukaryota; Metazoa; Chordata; Actinopteri; Centrarchiformes; Sinipercidae
Gene: osgin2
Product: oxidative stress induced growth inhibitor family member 2
Exons: 6
Coding region: 1024-2721 (565 amino acids)
Source: RefSeq, a predicted model, not a curated record